AUGAAGCAUAUAUUUACAAUAGUUCUAAUCAUAGGAGCGGCAAUCUGCAUUCAAGGAUAUAAAAGAUUCGGUCUCGAUUGUGAGGAUAUUGCCUGCGAAUCGGGUGAAAGAUGUAUUAUAUCCAGGAUACCAUGCAAUGCUCCCGACCAAAAGGAAGGAAUACAAUGUGGAACUUAUCCGGAGUGUGAAAAAGAUCAGCUGGCCAGGGAUUUCUCCAUCGACACCACACUGACCAUCGCCAACACCCGCAGUAGCAUCAUCAUACCCAGCACCAGCACGAUUCGCAAUCGGACGGACACGGACACGGGCACGGGCACGGAUACGGAUAUGGACUUUGAGCUGCUGACCGAUUUGGGAAAUCCGGAUAAUUCCGCCACGCACGCGGGUCAGACUCAGGCCAAUGUCCUGGUGAUUGUGCAGGAUGGGUCACAGCCUCAGCUUCAGCCAAAUCCUUGGCUAAAUCGCAGGCAGAAUGUGCCCUGCACAGUGAAUCCCCUGUAUCCCUAUGCCUGCAAUUAUCCCGGCUACGUGCCCAAUCCCGGCAUGGGAUUACCAUCCUAUCCGCAGGCAAGGUCGGCCAAUGGCCCUCAAUUAGUUCCACCCACGCCGCCCUGCUAUUACAAUUGCUAUCCCAGAGUGGGGACCAGUCCUUAUGGACAAUACAGGGGAUAUCCCCUGGCCAGGUCGGCCAAUCCCUCAUCGACCAAUAACUAUUUGCUAUACCUUACGCUGUCCUCCGCACCGUUUCCGGCGAUCGCCGCAAGUGCUAUAUCAACCGGUGGGAAUGCCGGCUCCACCGCCGCCACCUGGGUAUCCUUUACCACGUCCAAUACCCCGCCAGGCCGCGCCCCAAUAUCCUGUGAUCCGGCCUCAGCCCAAUUCCCAAUAUGCGAUCCAGAGCCAGACACAAGUGUCCCCCGGGUUUCAAAUCGAACUACUCGCCAGAUUCCCAUGCCUCCAAGACCCAUGCCAGUGCCAGGACCUAUGCCGAUGCCAGGACCCAUGCGGGUGCCGGGUCCAGUUCCAGUUCCAGGUCCCAUGAGUGUUCCACCAGUACCGGGACGAGCCUAUUAUCCGCCGUAUAUGGGACAACCGAUGCCAAUGCCCGGACCCAUACGGCCUCCGAUGCCCAUGAUGCCAAUGGUGCCACAGCCUGGAGUUCCAGGCCUUCCAAUGGGUGGCGGAGGUACUAGUAUUAUUGUGGAGCCUUUAGUCAUCCUUCCCAUGGGUGCAGCCCCGGGAACGGGCAUUAAUCCCAAUCAAUAUUAUGGGGCUAAUGGUGCUUAUCCCAGCUACAACAAUUACAAUCCAUAUAACACGUACACCACGCCAAUGCCAAACUAUGACUAUAAUAAUUAUAAUAACAAUAACUAUAAUAAUUACAAUAAUUACAAC
Messenger RNA from Drosophila serrata, 1395 nucleotides. RefSeq lists its product as uncharacterized. Lineage: Eukaryota; Metazoa; Arthropoda; Insecta; Diptera; Drosophilidae. The record is from RefSeq and is a predicted model, not a curated record.